This is a messenger RNA of Trypanosoma grayi, 1611 nucleotides long. Its product is annotated as surface protease GP63. The record is from RefSeq and is a predicted model, not a curated record. Gene Ontology annotation, cellular component: cytoplasm; membrane. Gene Ontology annotation, molecular function: metalloendopeptidase activity. The coding region runs from base 1 to 1611 and encodes 536 amino acids. Gene Ontology annotation, biological process: cell adhesion; proteolysis. NCBI's taxonomy places the organism in Eukaryota, Euglenozoa, Kinetoplastea, Trypanosomatida, Trypanosomatidae. The transcript has a single exon.
AUGUCCACUUCGGUGCGCGGUGCCGUGCUCUGUGUGCUGCUGUGUGUCUGGUACGGUGGUGUCUGCCCCGUUCUCGCCGAGCACCGGUGCGCGUUUCCCAAGAUUGCGGCGAAGCAAGGGGACCUUCCCAUUGCGGUGGUGCAGGAGUUGCCCAAGGGCGGACAGACCACGUCGCAGACUUACACCGCAGCCUCGCCCGAGUGGAAACCGAUCCGGUUUACUGCUUUCGCGGAUGACAUCAAUUACAACUCCAGGUACUGCACUAAGGAGGGAGAUCCACGUCCGGACUUCAUGGGAUCGCUUUACAAGUGCAGGGCACCGGAAAUUCUCACGGAGGCCAAGAGGAACACUAUCUUGACUGUCCUGCUUCCGCAUGCGGUGAAGUUGCACAUGGAUCGCCUCCGUGUCAAUCCUCUCAACACCAACGUGGUGGUUCCGAAGUUCACCGAUCGGCACUGCAGGCACUUCUCCGUUAACCCUGUACACCGUACAAAGGGCGUCCCUAAGGCCGACAUGGUGUUGUACGUUGCCGCUGGGCCCUCACGGCAAAUAAAGCACUCGUGGGCCGCUCCAUGCCUUGUUCUCCCCAACGGGCGCCCGGUUGUUGGUGUGCUGAACUUUGCCCCGCACACUAUCACGGACACAAGAGAAAUGAUCCGUUCAAUUGCACACGAGAUUGCGCAUGCUCUCGGAUUUCAUCACCUGACUAUGCGGCGCAUGAAGAUGGUGUCCAAAGUGUUAGGCGUUCGUCAGAAGAAGGACUAUGUGUACAUGGUUUCUUCCAACGCAACACGCAGGGAGGCACGGAAGCACUACGACUGUGACCUCAUCCGUGGCAUGGAGUUGGAAGACGAAGGCAGCGAUGCGCUUGCUCCGUCGCACUGGGAACGACGCAACGCGAAGGACGAGCUGAUGAGUCCCAUUGUUGGCGCUGGUUUCUACACAGCACUGACGCUUGCUGCUUUUGAGGAUAUGGGCUUCUUUCGCGCCAAUUGGGCGAUGGCGGAGCCGAUGAGCUGGGGCUACGAGGCUGGGUGUUGGCUGCUGAAGAGGAGGUGCCUAUACGGAGCCCAAACGCAGUACCCGGACAUGUUCUGCAACAAGGAGAACGUUCUCCCGGUGUGCACUUCUGACCGCCGCGCGCUGGGGUACUGCCCGAUAAUACAAUACGAUAAGCCGCUUCCUCUAAGUUACCGGUACUUCAGGAACGCUACAAUCGGGGGGCCGCAGGGUAAUCUGGCGGAUUUCUGUCCUUUUUAUGAGCCCCGCUCAAACACUAACUGCGUCACUGGGGACCCCGCCGCAAUGCCUGGGAGCCGUGUUGGGCCCAAGUCAAUGUGCAUGAAGACCACAGGGCUCCAAAUGGAGGGCAAAGCCAUUGGUGACAUCUGCGCGGAGGUGGCGUGCACUUCAAAAGGCGUGCUUGUCCGAUUUGUUAAUGCCAAGUCGUGGUACCCCUGCCCCGAGGGCUCGUUUGUCGAGCUGAUGUACCCGUUUUCGGCUGGCACUGUUUGGUGCCCACGACGCAGGGACGUGUGCACGGACUUGGUCGUCUCCGAAAAUGUGAAGAAGGAGGAGGAGAGACUCCGUCGGGAGGCAUCCAGGGCGUGA